Molecule: messenger RNA, 1504 nt
Organism: Sodiomyces alkalinus F11
Lineage: Eukaryota; Fungi; Ascomycota; Sordariomycetes; Glomerellales; Plectosphaerellaceae
Product: pyrimidine 5-nucleotidase
Exons: 4
Coding region: 408-1319 (303 amino acids)
Biological process (GO): pyrimidine nucleobase metabolic process; nucleotide catabolic process
Molecular function (GO): nucleotidase activity
Source: RefSeq, a predicted model, not a curated record
GAAUGGGAAUGUGCUAAAUCGCAUCGUGUUCAUUGCUUUCGUUGAUCAUCAUCCAAGUAAUAUCAAUCCCCUGCUCUUUGGAAUUAUCUUUGCAGGGCAAGUUUAGGAGGAGUCCCUUAUUCGCCGGUGACUCGAUUUGGGAGGAUCCCACGACUCCACGGUGUAGUAACUAACAAAUGAAAUUCCAUCCCCUACUGCAUAUUAGGCUUUCUGCACCUCUACCAUUGCAAGGAGUCUAACAUCUGAUUUCUACUUUCCUCUGCAAGGUAUCUAAGUGCCUAGUUAAGGUACUGAGCAGGGUCACCUACCUUCGUCUUUUAAUACCCGGGUCCGCCAUCCAAUUCAAGGAAGGGCAGAGUCUCUGACAAGGAGCCGUCUGCCCGAACCUCUUCUCCUCUUCUCCUCACAUGAACCUCAGGCUCUGGGCUAACUCUAGAGCCUACCUGCUACCACCAAAACGCGCGAUAUCUGUUCGUGCCUUCAGCUCUCUAGGUUUUAUCAACCCAAGGCCUCGAUAUCAGGUGGUCUCCUUACCUCCCGGAACUACGCCCCCAGUCUCUGGGCUGCCUCGGAUCACUCACAAGAUUCGAUUUUACACAAUGUCGUCUGACAAAGUUCAACCAAAUGGAAUGCCGGCGUCCAAACCGGUCCUGUUCUUUGAUAUCGACAACUGUCUCUAUCCUAGAAGCACCCGAGUCCAGGAGCUCAUGGCGAAGCUCAUAGAUGAGUACUUUGAAAAGCACUUAUCCCUCAGCCAGGAAGACGCCAAUAAGCUGCAUAACGAAUACUACCGCAACUACGGCCUGGCCCUUGAGGGUCUGGUCCGCCACCACCGCAUCGACUCCUUAGAAUACAAUUCCAAGGUUGACGAUGCUCUUCCGCUGGAGGAUGUUCUGAACCCGAACCCAGAGCUUCGCCAGUUGCUAGAGGACAUCGACCGGAACAAAGUCACCGUGUGGCUCUUUACGAAUGCUUAUGUCAACCAUGGCCGCCGGGUGGUACGCUUGUUGGGAGUCGACGACCUCUUCGAGGGCCUGACGUAUUGCGAUUACGCUCAGUAUCCCCUCGUAUGCAAGCCUUCCAAGGAGAUGUAUCUCAAAGCCAUGCGGGAAGCGGGCGUUGAACGGCCAGAGGACUGUUUCUUCGUUGACGAUUCAUACCUCAACUGCCAAAAGGCCCAAGAAUACGGCUGGACAGUAGCCCAUUUGGUCGAAGAGGGCUUCCCUCUGCCCAAAACGCCAUCAUGCAAGUACCAGAUCCGCCACCUGCGGGAGUUGCGAGACACUUUUCCUCAGUUUUUCAAGUCCACGCAAUCCUAAUCGUCUUCCAACGGGCUUUUGGUUUCAGGGGGGAUAUGGGAAGAGAAGAUACUCCUCAAGGAUUUAGAUGAAUGGGGAUAGAGCCGAACAGGAGCAUCAUUCUUCUUGCCACAUCUAGGACAGUCAGUCGAAGAAGACAAGAAUCAAUAAAAGAACCCACAAAGCGGGUAGAAUACACGGAGGUG